AUGGCCCUCAGCAUGACCGAAGAACAGCUCCAGCGCAUCAUCGCAGCUCUAGCACCGGCAAGCAGACAAGGUUCAUUCGCACGAUGCAACGCAGUAUACGACGGAACCGGCGACAACGAGGCUGUAAAGACGUUUCUCUCAGCCAUCAAGGUGUACAAGAAAAUCGAGAACAUUGACGACGAGAACGCUCUCGAAGGGCUUACCCUCCUAUUAAAAGGAGACGCCGCUGUCUGGUGGGAAGGCGCUAAGUCAGACGUCAAAUCCUGGACGGAUUUUGAAGAUCGGCUUCGGCACGCGUUCGCACCGAAGAUACCAGCGGACAUCCUGUAUCAGAAGAUAAUAGAACUGAAGCAGGAUGCGACGACCCCUACGGAGAAAUUCGUCGCAAAGAAGAGGGCGCUCAUAGCCCAACUACCGGCACCAAUCCCGUCGGAGACCCAUCAGUUACAUAUGAUUUAUGGUCAGCUCCACUUAAGCAUACGGGAAAUGGUGCCGAGAAGCGCGUUCAAGACAGUGGAUGAACUCCUGAAACUUGCCCGUAGCGCUGAGGAAAUCUUACAAGAGAAGAGGCCUAACUGGGAACCGAAGGUUCCCCGCUACCCGAAAUCAAGAACAGGGACAUCUCUAGACGCCGACAAUGCACGUUCUGCCGCAGAUAUGGACACAUGA
Molecule: messenger RNA, 669 nt
Organism: Leguminivora glycinivorella
Lineage: Eukaryota; Metazoa; Arthropoda; Insecta; Lepidoptera; Tortricidae
Product: activity-regulated cytoskeleton associated protein 2-like
Exons: 1
Coding region: 1-669 (222 amino acids)
Source: RefSeq, a predicted model, not a curated record